Messenger RNA from Leptidea sinapis, 684 nucleotides. RefSeq lists its product as uncharacterized. Lineage: Eukaryota; Metazoa; Arthropoda; Insecta; Lepidoptera; Pieridae. The coding region runs from base 28 to 582 and encodes 184 amino acids. The transcript is spliced from 5 exons. The record is from RefSeq and is a predicted model, not a curated record.
GAUGGGGCUUACAGAAACGAGCCUGGCAUGAUGGACGAACAUAUGCGGGAGAUUGUUGAGAAUGCAUUGGAGAACUCCAGCCACCUUAAUAUAGAUGAUCCCCUGGGAAUUACUCAAAAGGAAGGCUCCCAGGAACCAAAUACACAGGUGUCUCUGGUUAACUCUUCGUCGUACGUACUGGCUCGGCAUGACAGCGCACUGAGUGAGAAUGUUGACAGCUGGCUGCGAGGCAGUACCACGGACACCAGGCUCCAAGGUGGCAGGAUGGCACAAGGUCACAGGUCGACGGUCACCAGAGAUUCGUUUGGCCCCGUGUGGUACCUCCUAGCUCUGGUUCUGCCUCUCUUCACCAACAGCAGCUCUGCCGGUUGGCGAUGUUCUCCAAGCGCAAUUUUCAACACAGUGGAGUUAUUCGCUCGGCAGUUAGGCUGCGUGUGUGGCAGACUCCGCGGCCAUAUCAGACGCCUGCUGCGAGCACAGCUCUCCCGGGAUAUAUUCGCCACCAUGAUCAACGUGGUGCUGGUGGUGUACGCCGCUGGCUUCCUCAUCCUCUCCUUGUACCAAGCCUCCGUAUUCAGUUGAUGCUGGAAAGAUUUGCAAUAUCAUUGUCUUUAAAAAUACUUCACUUUGAAACUUGUCAGAAACUGGAAUUUAUAACAUUAUAUUAUCCUAUAGUUUUGAUUC